Penicillium subrubescens is the source of this 2037-nucleotide messenger RNA. Its product is annotated as GMC family oxidoreductase. The record is from RefSeq and is a predicted model, not a curated record. Bases 1 to 2037 code for a protein of 678 amino acids. Lineage: Eukaryota; Fungi; Ascomycota; Eurotiomycetes; Eurotiales; Aspergillaceae. The transcript has 7 exons. Gene Ontology annotation, molecular function: oxidoreductase activity, acting on CH-OH group of donors; flavin adenine dinucleotide binding.
AUGCGACCGAAUCUGACCGUUGCGCGGGUCAUCAGCGCCAGUCUUGCGGUCGCUGUGCCUGUCGCAUAUGCAUUGUCGCCACGUACAGAGAUCUCCGAUUCGUAUGAUUUCGUGAUUGUCGGUGGAGGUCAGGCUGGUCUCGUGUUAGGCGCGCGACUGUCUGAAAAUUCGAAACACACUGUCCUUGUCCUUGAGUCUGGCGGCAAUGGAGAUGAAUAUCGAGAACGUAUAGAUACCCCAGCAUAUUCCUACUUUGACUCUCUGUGGACGACACCUUUGAACUGGGGCUACUAUACCAUUCCUCAGCCUAAUGCAAAUAAUCGCGAAAUCUACUGGCCUCGUGGCAAGGUACUUGGAGGCAGUUCCGCCAUCAAUGGGCUGUAUUUGACCCGCCCGGGAGAAAUUGAGAUCAAUGCCUGGAAAGAUAUGCUGGGAGACAUGGAUGGGGCCGAGAAUUGGGCCUGGGAUUCAUUCUACGCCGCAAUGAAGAAAAGUGAAAACUUCACGGCCCCAUCCGAGAGCAUCGCGCAAGAGGCAAACAUCACCUGGAAUACAGCAGACCAUGGCACAGACGGACCAAUCCACGCAUCAUAUCCUGGCUUCACGUUUGCUCAAGUUGGGCAGUGGGAAGAAUCCUUGGUGAGUAUGGGUAUUGCGGCUUCCAAGGACAUGUACGGUGGUCAGCCAUGGGGUUCUGAGGUGUCCACAUCAUGCAUCAAUCCCACGAACUGGACGCGAUCCUAUAGUCGCACUGGAUAUCUUGACCCGCUCGCAGACGCGGGCAACUACGAUGUGCUUGCUAAUGCUCAUGUCACUCGCAUUAUCUUCGACAACUCAACUUCGUCAGGAAAUCUCACAGCGAACGCUGUUGAGUACACGACCAAUAAUGGGACGACAAAGCUCACGGUCAAAGUCGGCAAAGAAGUUAUCCUAACAGCUGGUACUAUCGGUAGUCCAGCUGUGCUGCUUCAUAGUGGUGUCGGCCCCAAGGACGUUUUGUCUAACGCCGGGGUUGAUCUUGUUUCUGAGCUUCCCGGUGUUGGACAGCAUCUUCAAGAUCACCUGAGCGCUACUGUGAAAUGGACCACGAAUGUGGAAACGGCAGGAUCGAUCUUCUACGAUAAUGGCAGCGAGAGGAACAACACUCUUUUCCUCACCUAUAUCGACUCAGCCGUCGCCUAUGUGAACGCUACCGGAAUGUAUGGUAGUAAAGUCGAUUCAUUCAAGUCAACCAUUCUCAGUCAAAUUGACCAGUACAAACCAAACACGACUUACGAUAACGGAGUUGUCGAUGGAUACACGGCAAUUUGCAACACGACUGCGUCUACUAUCUUCAGUAGCCCAAUUGGCCAGAUUGAACUACUCUUCAUGAACAGCGACAGCAACGGCGACGUCGGCAUCACUGCAGCUCUGCAGCAUCCUUACAGCCAUGGUCGUAUCUAUAUCAACUCUUCCAACCCAAUGGAUUACCCGGUCAUUGACCCGAAUUAUCUAUACAACCCAGUUGAUUAUGAGAUUCUCCGCGAAGGGCUGAAACUUGCACGUAAAUUGGGCGAGACUGCUCCGGUCAGCAGCACACUCACCAAUGAAACAUCGCCCGGCUCAUCUGUCCAAACCGAUGAUCAGUGGCUUGAGUGGAUAAUCGAGUCAGCUGGUACAGAGUACCACCCGUCGUCAUCGUGCGCAAUGCUUCCUCGUGAUCAAGGUGGUGUAGUCGACGCGAACCUCCGCGUAUACGGGCUUGCAAAUGUCCGAGUCGCGGACGCGAGUGUUCCCCCCAUUGCAUUGUCCACACACUUGAUGGCUUCGACGUACGGAGUGGCUGAGCAAGCAGGAAUUAUCAUUCGGAAGUAUUACGAUGGGGCUCUGGCCACAACAGCUCCUUCUUUCAGCUCCACGUCCGCUAACACAACUAGCACCGCUAGUUCCAGCAAGCACGCCAAUGGCAGUACUUCCAGCAGUAGAUACCCUGUGUCAAUCCUUGCAUGGCUGCCGUUGGCAAUUGCUGUAAUUCUGUCUUUUGGAGGGCUGAACUGA